UGAUAUAGAUGAAAUAUUAUUAUCACAAGGUUCUAGGGAAUCUUCUCCAUCAGCAAGAAAAAAAGAAAAGCCACGAAAGUUGUUUCAUGAAUCUGCAAGCAAAUCUCCUGGGGUAUCAAGUCAGUCAGAUCCAGGUACAGUUGAUAGUACAGUAUAUGCUACUUCAUUAAUAUGGUCACCCCAUUAACAACACAACAUUUUCAGUGUUGUAAAAAUUACUAAAAAGAAGUAAUGAGUAAAAAUUAUAUUUACAGUCAGUGUUGUAAAUAAUCGUUACAAUAGUACCAGUAGCACACUACUAAUUACAAAUUACUUUUGAGUAAUUUUGAUGGUAAUUAAUUAUUUCUUUACUGAAGUAAUUUGUAACGUAAUUAUAAUUACAUUUUGAAGGUACUAACAAGUGAAAUUUUCUUAAAGUAACAAGUAACAUCACGUUACUUUUCAAUUUUACUUCAAUCUCUCACAACGUUAGUACACAGACUGUCCCUUCCCCCCGAUGGUGGAAGGAAAACAGUCUACGACCGUUUGUCACUUCGGCACUUUAGUGGGUAGUCAAUUUAUCCCGGGCGUUCUGUGACCCCCGUCCGCAAUCAUAUCAGAUCAUGUCAGCGGCUCGGCAUUUAGCAUUAAUUAAUACAAUUCGAAUUCGCGCGCGUGAAUUAUUAAUUAAAAAAAUAUAUUAUUAUUAUUAAAACUUGGAUUUUGCAACCUUAAACGGUUGAAAUACAUCCAUAAACAUAACUGCAUGCUUAACUAUUACAUGUAAAAUACGAGUAAUUAUGAUAAAAAUAUUAAAAAUUCUCAGAUCUGUUAAUUAUGGAUAUGUAACCUACGAUUAAAAACGGUUAAACUCUGAUAAGAGUCUGAAGCCUAGGUACUAAGAAUUAUUAAAACGUUCAACAGACGACGGAAUAAAAGAGUUUUUGAAGCGGUUUGUUGUGCAUUUGAUUGGUGCAAGUUUCUUUGGGGCACGUAGAUCAUAUUUAUUAGGAAUUGCAGCGAUCUUUACCAGACCUGAUAGCGGACUAGACUCUGGGACAACUUUAUUUUUAAAGAAUGCCGAGCACAGUUGUUCACGUCUUGAAUGCAAAGUUGGAAUGUUACAGACCACUAGCGCGUCGUAAUAAGAUAGUGAUACUGUAGAUGGAUAAUUUUUAAAGCUCUGCGCUGAAUCCUUUCAAUGUCUUUUGAUAAAUAUUCUGGAAUGUUGGAAUGCCAAAUUUGGUUACAGUAUUCCAAUAUUGGUCUUACACACGAUAUGUACACUGUAAUUAACGUUUUCGUAUCAGCCUUCGCUCUUUUUAAAAGACGUAACAUAUAUAAACGUCUCGAAGAUUUUUUUACAAUAUAUGCAACGUGUUCAUUCCACUUGAGGUCACUGCUAAGCAUUAAGCCCAAUAGUUUUGCAGACUUUACUUGUUCAACAGGAUAGCCAUUUACGGUCAGUUGUUGAAACUUAAGUUAGGUUUCUUUUUCCAAAAACAAAUUAGGAUUUCCUUACACUUCCGGGCGUUUAAGACCAUAUCGUUUUCUUCACACCACGAGUUUAUUCCAUCUAGGGUAAUUUGCAGGACUGAUUGAUCGUUUACAGCAAUCGUCUCCGAAAGAGUGGUGUCAUCUACAUAUUUCCACCGGCUUUCCCACUCCUUUAACAGAUCAUUAUCAUGAACAAGAUAGGGCCCAGAACAGUUCCCUGUGGGACGCCACCAUUUAAACUUGUUGACAGUUGGAGGUAGAAUUUCCAACCCUCACUCGUUGCCUUCUUUUGGUCAGGAAACCUCUUACCCACUCUAUCAAGGUAGGGUCGAUGGUCAUAUCCUUCAUCUUUGUUAGCAGAAUGUUAUGAUUUAUUCUGUCGAUAUUAUUUUAAUUGAAUAUAAUACACUUAAAAAAUAAACGUGACCCUAACUCUAAUCUAACCGAAAGGUAUUGUAUAAAGGCAGUCUUAGGGAAAAUCGUAAAGAAAAAAAUAUGCGAACGAAAAACAAAACAUAGGCCAUUGCGGGAUCGAACCACCAAUUGGCGGCAUGUUAGAUCGCAUGCAACGCCCUAGACAAACACGCCACCGGCACUGGCUAAAAUACAAAUGCAGAAAAUCUAAAUAUAUAGUGGUCACAUAUAAUAAAUAAAACAAUCCGCUCACAUUUAGCAUCAAAUAUUGUGAUGGUAUGGCAUUUAUUGUUUUUCUAGCCACGUUAAGGACCUCAAAUUUCAGAGAGGUUAGUUUGUGAAUUUUCUCAGAGGAUGUAUUAAUUUGCAUAUACACGGGAGUGUAUUUUUAGACAAAAUGAAGUAAACUAUAGUAUAAACCAGUCAUAUUUGUUCUUUGAUGUUACUGUAAAUACGGUAUUGGAAUGAUGGCCCAUGUAUCUGGAAAUAUUUCCACUUUCUAAAGUUGUAAAAUUCCUUUGGAAUUUUGAGUAAAACCUUCGAACUUCGGGCGAUGUUAUUUAAGUAAUUUACUAGAUGCCGCUGACAUGAUCUGAUAUGAUCGCGGACGGGGGUCACAGAACGCCCGGGAUAAAUUGACUACUAUUUUGUGGCUUUCUAAUUUUAUUAUUCAAUCAGGAGCGUUACUUUAAAUAGAAUUUGUAUUAUGUAAACAAGGACAAUAGACAGGGUCAAGCAAAACAAUACAACGAAAUCGAAACAUAAAGUCGCAAAAAAAUAUACCAAAUUUGUAAAUUCUACCAAAUUUAUUGGCAUGUUGUAAAAGACGGACUGGACUGGACUGGACCAGGAAAACGCGGACUGAGUCCGUGUUUUACAAAUCGCGGACUGGAUUUGUAAAACACGGACUGAACUGGACCUGGAAAUGGCGGACUGAGUCCGUGUUUUACAAAUCGCGAACUGAGAUUUGUAAAACGCGGACUGAGUCCGCCAUUUCCAGGUCCAGUCCGUGUUUUACAAAUCCAGUUCGCGAUUUGUAAAACACGGACUCAGUCCACGUUUUCCUCAUUCAGUACCGUCGCUUGCAACUAAGGAUGAACGGUCGUGUAAAAUAUUGUCUAUUCUCAUGACAAAGUUCAAUGUUUUUACCGAGAAAGUUCAAUAUUUUUUAUGUCUUUGAUGAUCAUGAUCAUUUGGUGGUUUCAAAGCUUGGAUCUGGUUGUUCAACAGAUUAAAAUCAGAUCAAAACCUAUAAAUACUGCUUUUGAUGUAUAACCUAGCUAGUUUAUCCUGAUGAUGACUGAAAUAUAGUCGAAACGUAGAUAAAUAAGAAUGUUAUCGAUGUUUGAAGUUUCACUUGUUUUGUAAUUUGUAAUAUAAUCAAUUACUUUUUAGGAGAAGUAAUUGUAAUUUCUACUCGUUACUUUUUUUCAGUAAUUUUUAAAACUUUGCAUUUGCUUCCUCGAAAUGGUACAAAUUAUUACAAAUUACCAAUUACUUUCGUUCAAAAGUAAUUAAUUACGAAUUACUAAUUACUUGCUAAUUAAUAAUUCGAUGUACCUCGAUGCAGUCGCAUAAACACUUAACCCUCAACAGACAUUCGACUUCAAUGCCAUUUCUUUCUGAAAUUUCCUGAUAUAGUAAGGUUGGAAAACAUUAGAAACUAGAAAGCACACAGAAGUAAGUAAUUAAUUACCAAAAAAUUGCUCAAAAGUAAUUAGUAAUUAGUAACGCGUUACUUUAGUAAUGGGUAUUUACAACACUGAAAAUUUUAUGGCCUAUUCCUUACUGUGUAUUUAAGUGGAUGGGCUCUACUGUAGUACAAGAAGCACCAUUAACAGGACAUAUUUUAGUUAUUGUUCUCAUUGUUUGCUCAACCUACAUUUAAAUUUACAAAGUAACUUUGUCGUAAAUGAUGGAUGAUCCCUACAGAACUUAUUGCUCCAUUUUGCAUAAUUUCUGGCUUGGGGAAAAUUUAUGAACUACAUGGAGUGUGUAAUAAUAUGUGUUUAUGCAAUAAAAAUAAUUAACAUCAAGCACGAGUUGUGAUGUGGGUCGUUAAAAUAUGUAAAUUAUGCAUUUAUGCAGGGUUCAAUUUCAUUGACCAAUCAGAAGCAGUCUGUUGUCAGCGGGCGGGAGUUUGCCAUUUGCUGUGCUCACGAGCUGUGCUCACUUGCAUACUGCUUCUCACACUGUGCACUUGAUUUCCCACCCACCCACCCGAUAGUGUUUCCCCCCUGCCUGCGUUGGCACUGCCUGCGGUGGCGCCGGUUGCUUGCCGGGUUUUUGUUUUUCAGGCUGCUUGCCUGUGCUCGCUGGCUGCUUGCCGGCCUACCUCCGGCUGCUUGCCGGCCCCUUGGGCUGCCUGCUUGCCCCCCCCCCCUCUGGCUGUUUGCUCGAUCUCGGGCUAUUGACCCCUCCCCGUCCGGCUGCUUGCCGAUGUGUGUAUCUGUGCAUCUGCAUAGUUAAUUUCGUGAUUUGUUCGUCUGCUUGUACGUUCGUUUGUCCCCUCACCAUUACUCCUUAUGUCUGUCCGUGAACCGCUUAUUGUCUGUUGUGUGUGUCCUUGGCACAGCGUAAAUGGUGGGGGUAGUCCUUUUUGUCAACCUUGCUAGCAAUGUCCGGUGUUGUGUUCGUUAUUUGCAUUAUGCCGCACCCGCUCGUCGGGCUUGCUCCCCGGCUAGUCCGGGUGAUUUCUUUUAGAUUGGUAUCCUGCGUUAUCCAGCGUUCUUUGGUUCCCCUUUGGUCGGUAGGUGCAUAUAGUUAGUUGUGCUCGGCUUAGUAUGGUUACCAGGUAAGAUAUCUCGUACGUUCAUGUUACUAUUCGUUCGGUGUUUUUUAUUAAUUCCGUCUCCACCUGUGGUGUGACGUUAACUCUGUCCUUGGAGAGGCUAAUUCUCGGCAUCAUUGAUAUUAGUCAAGUCGGGAUGCUGGGAUGGCUGAAAGUCUCUUCUACCGAGAAGACAGCUGCGCAGAAUGGAGUUCAUCGUAAGCCGGCUUGCCGAGUAAACUAAGCAGCCGGAACCUCUUCAACAGAGCUACACCCUCGAGAGAAUUGCUUGCUUAAGCUCGAGUGCGUUAGAUGUUAGUAAUUAGUAAACUUCUGUAAUUAAUUAAUAAACAACUAUAGUUAAUGUGUAUUUGAUAUUAUAUGGCACGGCCCUUUGAAAAACAGAUUGUAAAUAUCAUACUGAAUAGGCUACUGUGUCAAAAUAAUUUUUUUUAAAGAUUAAAGAGGCUACUAUGGGUUAAGCUAGCCCUCUCCAGUAUACAAGUUUACAAUAUUAACUUGGGAUUGCAAGCUUAUAGUAUGGUAUGUCAAACACUAUGAACUACUUACUACAGUAAGGCAGUACUGCUUUAUAUUGGUGGCAUGCAAAUCAAGAAGGGUUAGUCAAUCAGUAGCUAGUGAAGCUGUCACGUACAGUACGAAGCUGGCAGACAUACACGACGAAUCUACCAAAGAACCAGGAUAGGUUGGAAAAGGUUACCUUCCAAUACUGAUUCCAACCCUUCAGAGUAGCGGGGCAAUUUGAAUAAAUCUGACCUCAAGUUCUGUCACUAAUGGAACCUUGCAUGACCGAGGAACAUUAACUGUGGGGUCCAGUACUGGAGUUGGAAACGGAUUUGGAUCGGGAUGAGACUAGUGAAACACGUGGAAUAGACCUUAGAAGUUCUUACAGUACGUCACGCAGUUUUUAAUACAGAGGACUCUGGGAUGCACAGUGCAUUGUGGGAUAUUUUGGGGUCAAUAAUUCCUGUUGAAAACGAAAAAUUGUGACAGCAUGCGGAUUACCGUAACGACAAGACGAGUUGAGCCUUAACUGUGGUUGAGCACAGCUACGAUAGCCGAGUUAAUAUCACAAAGAAACUUAACGUGAGUUUACUCCAAUAGCAACCCCAAAGACACGCAGCAAGGACGAUAGGAAACUAUUCUUUCACCGUCGAUGAAGUUAUUUGGCCACGACCCCACACACCAGGAAUUUUUCCAAAAACUGUAGCAGUAGAACCGAGUGAACUAGCUGCAUGAGAGGGUGACAAAAAUGUCUGGAAGAGGUGACAGCGAUCCGAAUCAAAUAAAAAUCAGAUUGGAAGGCCGAGAGGAGAUUGAUCAUAGAACGAAGGACUGCUUUACCAGGAGGAAUGACACGAGUGAAGAAGCUGAAGAAUAGCCACAAAUUAAUUGUCGUGAGGGAGUAAGAAGACUAGAGAGGAAGUAGGGCCUUCGCACUUCGGGUGGAGAGGGAGAUCCAAGUGGGACCACUGAUCUAGCGACGGCGAUAUUAUUGCCGCAUUCACGAGAGGAGGAUGGAUGAGUAAAAAAUGAACCGUGCUGAACCUAACCUAAACAGAAGGGCUAAAUCAACGUAAUAUUGGUCUCGCCAAAGCAUUCGAAGGAAUUGCCGAUCUUCGUGAUGGAUUGGGAUAUUACGUUACGCGCUGUUCCAUCAAACUUGGCCAUCUAAUGCUCCGGGGGCCAUCCCCAAUAUGUAGGGAAGAGAAAUAGGGUCUUUAGGGGUAACAUCGUUGGCACUGUGGCCAGGCGCGAAACUACCCAUCCGUCGGGAACGACUUUGGCCACGCCCUUUUGGUCGGGCAAAACAAGCUCAUCCCCCCCCCCCAGCCCUAAUACCGAAGUUUCGCCCCUGAACUUGUGACCAUGUGGUGAAGACAAAUCUAUUUAUUAGCCGCUAUUUUCCUGGUUGUUUUUUUACGCCAAUAGAGAUGCAGUGUAGUGACGCAAUUGAAGAAAUCAGAAAAAGGCCAGCGACUCAAUUCUUUCGAACUUCGUUUGCUAAAUAAGCGUCGAUAACCUCCAGAUGCUCCAGAGCAUAUUUCAGAUUACGCUUCUUGGAAACCAAAUUACAAGGUUCAGUGCUGUAACCAUCAUCAUCAUCAACCACAGAUUUUAUUUCAAAGAAAAAGCACGCUAGCCUCGCACAACUAUGCUAAUAUACAGGAGGAGCGUGAUAUAUACAUAUAUUUCAAAAACUCAUUAAUAAUUAAUGAAGCAAUUAUCCAAUAAAAUACAAAACAAUGGAAACUCCGAAGAAAUUCAUAUUUUUAAUUCAUUUUUUUUUUUUUUAAUUUUUAUUUUGAAUUAAAAAUAUGAAUUUCUUCGGAGUUUCCAUUGUUUUGUAUUUUAUUAGAAUACUCAGUGGUUAUCGACAAUUAUCCAAUCUUGAGUAAGAAAUUAGUCACGUCCAUACGUCUUUAUACCAGCUAAAGAACACUUUAACAAAAGACCAUUGUUAUGCAAACUAUAUAAAGAUUUUUAUAUAAAGAUUUUUAUAUAAAGAUUUUUAUAUAAAGUCAAGUGAAGAGAAUUAACUAUAAUUAAGUCAACAGUUCCGCAAUUCUAUGCUUAAAUUGACGGAGCGAAGUCACUCUUUUUGCAUUCCACAACAUUGAUGCACUAUAUUUAAAGCUUCGCUUAAAAAAAUUAGUUGAUAUCGCGUUUCGUUGCGAGGCAUCUACUACUGGAUUAUGAGAUUGGUCACAUAAGAAUAUGGAACUAUACAAUUUUCAUUAUAUACAGUUUGUCCAAACUUGCAUUUUGAGCUUUUCGUUCAAUCACGCAUGUUUUUCAAACACGCAAUUUUGAGUUGUUCGUUCAUGCAGACACGCAACUUAGUCAGUUGGUACAUUACGCAAUUCGAGCUGGUCGUUCAAACUCGCACGUCAGUCAGUACGUUCAAAUACGCAAUUUGAGCUGUUCUUUCUGACACACACUACUGUCAGUACGUACAGCACGCAUUUCCAACCUUUUCGAUUCGAGAAGACUUGCAUGUUAACUAUAGUCGAUUUUCAUAUUUUAUACCGUUUGCCUAUUAAUUCUUCUACAGAUCUGCGCGACUCUUGUGGCCCAUUCUAUUUGUAUUGGUGCAAAGAAACCCAUUACAAAACUCUCCCACACAUAAUCGAAUAGGUGAAACGACACUGCUACCUACGUUAAUUAACUUCCUUUAUUAUUCUAAUAAAUACAUACCAUAAGUAAAUGAACAUGUGGCAAGAAAUUAUUCUAGUUUUUUUCCCCACAGAUAAUAAAAUUUAUGCAAGAAUGAUGCAGAGAAAUGCUGGAAAGUAAGUGUGAUUGAAACAAGUUAAAAUUAUGCACGGGAAAAUAGUUAUUACGUUGUUCUGGAGUUCUUUUUUAAAAUCGAAUAAUGUUAUACACAGAUUCAUACAGGUUUUAUCCCAGUAUAUCACUCUUUUCUCAUUGGAAUGAAUUGCUGUCACAUUAGCUCAGCGUCAAAACAAAAUACCUACUGUAAAUUAAGAAAACGCCAAAUUAACUGUAUAGCUGUAGCCCUUGAGUUAUAUAAGGCAGGUGCUAUAUAUCCUAGAAUUAUGAGACAUCAUUUUAUGACCUGGUGUAAAUUCCGUGACUCAUGGUGCAUUUUGAACAAAAACAACACAUGUUCUGAUGUACUUUAACAAUGUAUUUUUUUAACACACUUCAACUAUUGUCAGCAGACACAAUAUAUUUUAUUGAAUUCACGUAUCAUAAACAAAGUAUAUGUUGUAUAAAAAUAAAGUAAAUUUUAAAUAAUACAUGUAAAUACUUAGGUAGAAAAUUUACAUAACAUCUGUGCCUCAUGAUACGCGACUCAUGUUACACAUUAAGUGUUCUUUAUAAACCAGUCCACAUAUAUGUCUAAUUGCCUUUCGGCCAUAAAAUUAGUACCUAAUAUGGUUUGUCUGAAAUGCUGACUAAAGCCUUGAAGCUGAAUACUGUAGAUGUCAUGAGAAAACUGUAUGGUAUUCUACAGUUGUAAGGUAUCAAAUUUUCAAAAUAAUUAGAACUUUGAAAGCCAUCCAACCAUGCGGAUGCUAUACAACAAUUGUAUUUAAUCCAAACUAACUUCUUUAUUGUCCCUGGAUACAUGUAUGUAUGUUAAAACUUGUUGUUUUAAUUAACGUUUCUUGGAAAAUUAAUUUUAAUUAAUGUCUACAUUAGCAUGGAAUUACCCACCUCAGGAAAGUAUAAUUGAACAUUUUAUGGUUUCACCAUUCAAACAUAUCAACUCAUCAACACUGAAUGUUUUUUAGGGACUUUGCAUCAUGGGAACAGCACACUAAAGGUUUUGGUACAAAAAUGUUAAAGAAGGUAAGACUUUAUUGUACUGUAGUGUACUGUAUCAUACCAUACAAUACCAUAGCACGCCGUGAGCCAUGCCAAUUACCAAGCCUUAGCAUACCAUAUCAUACUAUAUGAAAAAAUACCAUACAACACCAUAGCAUAUAACGUCAUGGCUCAUGCCAUACAAUACCAUAAUACCAAUUACCCAAUCACACCAUACCAUGCCAUACCAUACAAUACAAACAAUACAAUACAAUGUCAAUGCCAUAUCACACCAUUACAAGUUGUGUCAUGCACAAUACAAAUUUAAUACAGUAUCAUACGUACUAUUUAAAACACUAGUAGGAGUGUUUUAUACGAGUGUUUUUAAUAGCUUAAAAUACGACACUACAAAAGAUGCCGUCUCAUUAGUAUUCUUUAUAUAAGAAUACUAAUUAGGAUGAACAAUUAUGUAAUGCCACAUGUGUUUUAUCAGAUAUAAAGUCACUCCACGUGAUAUAUUAUGGCUGACAUGAUUUGCCACAAGGUUUAUGAAUUAUUAAUGAGUAUUUUAAUGUUUGUUAUCGAAUUUAUUCAGGGGUGGAUCGAGUGCCGAAGGCGCGAGCUCCCUAGAGGGUCCAGGGGUAUGCCUCCCGAAAAAUUCUGAAAAUUAGAACCCUAGAAAUGCCAUUUUCUGCGAUAUGGGCAUUGAAUUCAUAGCCUCAGUUUGACUUCAAAAAAAGGAAAAACCUUGGAAAUUAUGCCAUUUUUCCGAAUUCGAUUUUUGCACCCUCAUUGCACCCCCAUUGCACCCCCAUUGCACCCCUGAUGACCAACGCCAACAGGGGUGCCGACACUGCGCACCCCUGUGCACCCCCCUAUAAAUCCACCCCUGAAUUUAUAUUCAUUCAAAUUGAACCUUACUAUGCCAUAUUUCUGUAUUAUACUUGUCUUUAACAAAUUUUACUGCUCUGUACACCAUAGGAUAUGUCAAUGCAGAGUAUAGCAUUAUGGAUUCCAGCAUCGUUUGCUCAAGCGAAACGUUUCUUUCAUUUCUUUAGAUGGGUUAUGAACCUGGUAAAGGUUUGGGCAAGGAAGGUCAGGUAUAUAACCCUGACAAUGAUGAAUCAAAAGAUGAGGCUUUAAGCAUUCUAACUUACAGUUAUUUUUUAUUUUUAGUUUAAAGUUUGUACUUUUUCUCUAUUAAAUUUGUAUAUUUCACAGUAUCUAUCCAAUGAAAAUUGUGCAUCUCUUAUCUUUUUAUUUACAAGAUUCAAAUCACUUCACUGAUAUAUGCCUUAGUCUUGUUUUUUGCAUGCCACUGUGACAAAAAGUAUAUCAUUAUUAUAUAACAGUAUACGUACAAUAUCUUAUUUCAGAUUUAACGUCCACUACCUGGCUUAGUACGUAUCUGAUUAGUUAAUCGGACAUAUCAAACGCAUCUGUUUUGUUAAUUGUCCUUUAAUGAUGAUUGCGGUAGCGGUAAUGGAAGUCGCAUCUGAACCUUUGCAAUCGCUCUGGUUUGACUGCAUGAUGUGUUUAUUUCAACAUCUAUAUAGGGUAUUGCUACCCCAGUGGAGGCCUUCAAGAGAGGUGGUCGUGGUGCACUCAGUUAUUAUGGUCCAGAAAAACACACAAAAAAGCAGGAGGUAAUUGUAGUCAGGUCAAUUAUACCAACGGAAAAUCCUCUUCAGUCAUAGUUGAUUUAUAUCUGCCCAAAGAUCGUCCUUUGGGGAGGGGGGAAGGGGGGUGGGGGUGCGAUACUUACGGUAACGAAUCUCAAGAACGUUUGUCAGAGGUUCCCCAAAGAAACAAUCUGCCCAACGAGAUAAAAUCCUCUCUUAUUGUCCAGUCACUGAAUCAAGUAAACUCAAAAACAGUACACUGAGAAACUUAAUGCAUGUUUCGGUGUUGAUAGACCAAGGACUUGGAAAACAAUUUGUUCUAAAUGUCGUUCUUGUUUUUUACAUUGUCGUUCGUAAAAUGACAUGUUUCGUAGCGAAUUUUAUAUACGUACAUAUAAUGAUGUGUAACUCAUAGUGAUAUAAUAUGUAGCACCAUGUCAGGCAGGGCUUAAUUUAGGACUUUAUUUGUCCUGUUGUUUGGGCCUUCAAUUGUUAUUGUUAAAUCGAUAAAACAAGAUUGUAGGCUGCCGAAUUUUGGCACCGUUAUUAAAACUACUGUACAGUAUCGAGUUUACUUUAAUUUGUCUUUGAGUUUUCUUGGUUUCCUUAACUUUUAAAAAGAUGGAAAAUUACAAUGCAGGGUUCGUAUAGGAUCAUGGAAAACCUGGAAAGUCAAGGAGUUUCAAUAUAAUUAUUAUAUUUUUAUCUUCCUAGGCUCAGUUACCUGAGGAAGAUGUUGAGGAAGAAGACUUUCGUCAGCAAUUAAGUCAAUGGAGGAAAUCUGAUGUAAGUUUGGAGAACAUUAUAUUUAUUUAUCAAUUUUUAUUUGUCAUGGUUCGCAUGGUCUCAACUGAAAAAGCAGGUCUCAUUUUAAAAUAUGUUUUCGUGCCGGCCUGUGAGCAAAAAUAUAAAAUAAGCCUGCACACAAGCAUCUUACUUUAGAUUUUGUGACCUAUAGAUACAGUUAUGAGUGUUAACAAGUUAGAAUGUUAAAAUGUGCUUGCAAAAUUUAAAACGUGCCUGCGAGCGGCGCUCGCACGCGCUCGUGUAUUUUAAAGAUGCAUGAUUGUCAUAAAAAAUAUGUCGUUUUUAAAUUUCUAAAAAAUCUAUGAUGCUUUUGAAAUAAGCGUAUAGGUACUAUUAUUGUUAUCCAAUCGGAGUUAACAUUGAACGUUCGUGUUUUGAAAAGGUGAAAGGAAAACCGAAGUAUGUUUACAAAACUGUUGACGAGGUGAAGGUAAGAAGAACUUGAUGAAUGAUCAUGUUUCUUUGGGAAACAUUUUCUUGUUAAUAAGUAUCUAGUUGUUCAUAUACUCUGAAACAUAUCACAAAAAGGCAUGACAUACAUGACACAUUCUUUUCCUGCAAAUCUUUGUAACACACAUUUCAAUUUAGCGAAUUAGGGAACUAUUCAAUGUGUAAAUAAUUUACUAAACAUGUUUAUUACACAUUAUUAAACAAAUUAUGCAUGCUUAUUUUGGCAAGACAUAACUUCUCCUUUUCUCGGGAAUAAAUUGUCCCGGGAAUGUAUAUAAUAUCUUUACUACAAGUACUGUACAUGCAGUUUAUUAGUAUUUUUUGUCUGCACUUUCAGAAUAUAGUUAAAGGUUAUUCUAGCAAAUAUUUAUGGGUACAAUACAAUACUGUAUAGUGAUCAGUUCGAAAGCUUAUGCUCCUUUGAUCACUAUACGGACUUUCACUAAGUAAAUUAAGUUGAAAUUAUUAAUUAUAAACUGUUUUUGUGUAAUUUUAUAUAAUUUCUUUUCGUGUAAAUAGUGCAGUUUAUUAGUAAAUCUUAAUGAAUCAUGAAAUCUAUACCAGAAUUUUCAAACUCCUAUUAUAGGAAUCAGGGAAAUCUAAGAGACCAGGACUAUCCUUGUCGACAAGUAAUAUUAAGGUAACGUUCAUUGAUGCUUCAAGGCGUUGAUGCUUGACCACCUCACUGCAGGCUCACACUGAACAUAAAGAUUACAGAACCAGUUCAUUUUUUUUUCACAACCAAUCGACGUUAAUACUUGUCAGUUUAAAAAAGAUUUAAAAUCUUUUAUGAUUUAAAAACGUUUGGAGUGCAGGGGCCGGUUGUAUAAAAAAGUGAUUAAAGUUAAUCAUAGUUAAGUGGAAAUGUCAUCCAAUAAGAAGCGCCUAUUUGAGAGUCAAUCACUAUUUAACUACAAAAUAGUGAUUAAAAAAGUGAUUAAGAGUUUUAUACAACCGGCUCCUGGUCCUCCAUUGCCUUCAUGGGCAAUCGCGAUGUUCAUAUCAGUAUACGUAAAAUAUAUGGUUUUUGUAAAUAAAGGUUGUGGACAUGACAGGACGUGAAGCUAAGAUAUUGACAGGUUAUGGAUUUUUCGCUACACAACACGCUAAUCCUGAGGACGAGACAACAGGUAUACUACUGGGAUCGGUUGUACAAAGGCCAGAUAGUUAUCCAUUAUACGAAUAUAGGAUAGUGAUUUUUUUAAACCGUAGAAAAAAUUCUUGAAAAGUGAUGAUAUUACGAAUAUGGACCCCACAAUUAAUAAAAGGAAACUUUAAUUUUACAUACUGUACUGUACCAAAGAAAGCUAGAAAAAAUCACUAUCCGCAGUGGAUAGCGCUAUCCGGCUUUCGUACAACUGACCCCUGCUGAAUAUCAACAUGAUUCGUAUAAUUGAAUCUUUAUUUGCAUAUUUACUAAGCUCUGAUUGUUCCAAUGAUAAAAGCCGGGGGCGAGGGCGGGAGUAUGCUCCAAGGAUUUUUUUAAAUUUUGGGUUCCUGAAACUGUAUUUUGAAGACAUUUUGGAGCAAACUAUAAAAAAAACCAUUUUUAAGUUAAUGUAAAUCUCAAUUGUUGUUCUUCCCAUAACCCUGGCUUGUCCAAAUUGUGCUAGAUCUACAGCCUUUAACGUGCUGAGCGUAUCCGUAAAUCCGGAUCUGCGAGUCAGCAACGUUUCCCUAAUUUCCAGAAUCAUCAUGCACUGAUUUUUUUGUUUAGUUUUAUCCCAAGUAAAAGAUGACCGUGCAUUUUCACUUCCCGAACUGGAAUACAACUUGAAUCUUUUGUUGGAUUUGAGUGAAUCAGAAAUUGUUCAAGUUGACAAACAGUAAGUUUUGUUGCCGAAAGUAUCUUUUUCGUUAUUUUAAACGUUUGCAGAUGUUCCUUUACCUAUGGGGAAUACGUCUAAACAGCUUCUGUUUUGCUGCUACCAUGUUAUACUGUACGAGUUACAGUACUGUAUUGGCUCUCGUGACGAGAUGAUAGUUCAGCUCAAACAAGCUCAAUAAACAUUAUACAUGGUGUUCCUGCAUGUUAAAUUUAAUAAUUCGUCAACAUGCAGCAAAUGUGAAUACAAAGAUUUAAAUUCCUUAUUUAUUAUUCUUAUCCUUCGCUAGACUCCGUCAUGAACGAGACUUGAUAGUGAAUUUAAAAUAUGAAGAAGAAAGACUCGGUAAAGAAAUUGAACAGGAAGAGAAUGAUAUGAAACAAUUGGUUGAUGUUAUGGCUAUUAUUGAAAAGUAGGGAUGUUUGUUUGCUCAAUGCAGGAAGAACCAAGGGUGGAUCCAGCUUUAUCAGGGAGAGGAUUUCUGAGUGGGCACUCGUCGUGGAGAGGGGUGUGUCCGUCAACCAAUGCAUGCACCAUCAGCACUGAGAAAGCUACGACCUUUAUGGGGACAGCCCCCCUCCAAAGGGUCCAAGGGCCAAGCUAUUAGUAGGAGAGGAGGAUUCUUAAGUUCUAAGCUUAUCACAAAGGUUUCUAAAAACUUGCGGUUGCUUAGCUGUCCAAACUCCAAAUAGCGCCCAUUUGUUACUUUGUCUGUGACUUGUACUACUGUAUAAAUGAAAUAGAUACGUAAUAAACCGUCUUCUAAUUGCAGGUGCAGACAGCAAAGUACUGGAGCUUCCAAUGAAAGUCUUUCGUUACAAGAUUGUGAAGUCCUUUUUGAAAAACUGCAAAAUGAAUUUGCAGAUUUGUACAAGGUCAGUGUGAUAUUCAGUGCUGGAAAAUGUCCGGCAGCACCGCUGCCAUGAGGAAAUUUUUGUCAUCUUAUAUACUGGAAUGCGAUAUAAUUUAUUUGUGCUUAAAAAUUCCAAAAGCAUUUUACAACUCGAGAUUGUCUUGUGGCGAGAUUGAACUUAAUCACAACGUGCGGCACCAUACGUUCUCUAAAAUCUACAUUUUCCUCUGAAAGUUUCAUGCAUGUUUGACUUGCACGGGAAAUUUUUAUUUUUGGCUUUUUCUGCCAGGAAGAGAAAUAUAUUUUGUAUAGGCCUGGUGGUAUUUCUGAAUCUUAUAGUCUCCUCAGCAGGUAUCUAUAUGGUUAGGGUUCGAAAAACCUAACCCUAUAUAGAGAUGCCUGCGGAGGAGGCUGUGUAAUUCAGCAUGUACUACUUUUUAGUUAUAUAUCGAGCUGAAUUGUUGGAAUAUUUCUUACAGAAUGUAUUUCAUCAUCUUACCAUUUUAUCUUUUAUAUGUAGAUGUACGAAUUAGUGACAAUGGCUGUUCCGCUAGUAUUCCCAAAGGUGACAAGUAGACAUUUUUUUUAGAAUUUUUAAAAUGCAAGGCUACAAAAUUAUAUAUAUUUAGGAUGUAUUUGUGGGGUGUUGGAAAUCAGUAAGAACGUCCUCCCCAAAUUUCCAUGCAAUGUAAUGCAGCACACAUUCAGUAUACAAGCUCUCUGUAGAGGUUUUGUAUAAUUAUGCAGCUAUAUACACUGUAUACCAAUACGUCAAUUCGCUGGAUAAGGCUUUAAUGACAAAAAAUGUCGGUGCAUAUUUUAGAUCAAAGAACAUCUAGAAAUUUGGAAUCCACUUCAGAAUCCAAGUUAUGGUUUGGAAGUUGCAAAAAGAUGGAAGAAAUUACUUGAGGGAGACAAACCAAACUCCUUUACUUUAUCUACUGGGCCUUCUUUAGAUCCAAACAGGUGAGAAAAAUAUUGUGGUCUGAUGAGGCAUGCACGAAAAUGAUGUUAUUCAAUACUCUUUUAGUGGAAAGAAUUUUUCAAAAUGUAGCUAAAUAUAUCCUUUACAGAUUUUCUCUCUCAAUAUCUGGAGAAUAAAUACAGAUAUUGGUUUUAUUUGCAUGUAAUACAACUUUUUACGUCACAUCGCAUUUCACGUCGCAUUCUUAGUUACAUUUGAUGAAAAUAAUACAUUUUGCAAUAAAUUUGUAGACGUUCUCUGGUUUUAUUUUACAAAUUUGCCAUUAUUAAAGAUAUAAACUAACUAUAAAUUACACACAAUGGCUGGAAUGACCACACAGAGAUAAAAUCUCCAAUAACGGGUUUUAAAUAUUUAUUUAGUACGAGUUUUCGAAGACUGCAUGAAGAGUGUGGACUGGUAGUCGAAAACACGUACAGUACUAAAUAAAUAUUUAAAACCAGAGAACGUCUACAAACUUAUGACUAACACUGGUGUCGCUUCAAACGUAUUUAAAUACAUUUUGCGUUUCUGAGCAGGGUUUGACAGGAAUGUAUGGUAUAUCUGAAGAUUUUUGCAAGAUACUAUAUAUAGGCAACAAAGAAGUUUCAAGUGAUUUAAAUUAAAAUCUGAGCUGUAACUACCUUGAUCUAUUACAAUAAGUAUCGCUUUUUCAAACUUAGCAUGGAUACAUACGAAAGGUUAAUAUGGGAAGUUUGGAUGCCAGUUUUUAGAAGAUGUGCAAGGUAAUAUUUUGUAAUCAUACGCGAUAAAGAAUUUAUUAUUUUCGUUCGUAUCAAGACAAUAAUACCGUGCUCAUUAUUAAUGAGUUUUAGAACUAAUAAUAAAUCAUUAUUGCAUGAGGUUGAGCGGGAUAUCGAGAAUUAUCAAGGCGGCGAGGUUUGUAUUAUCCACCGAAGGCUGAGGCGAAUAACACAAACCGAGGCCUUGAUAAUUCUCUAUAUCACGCGAAAAUCGAGUCCAAUAAUUAUGUUAUUACGCAUAAGAAUGACUAAGGAAUUACUACGCAUAAGAAUGACGUCAGAAUUACAAGACAUCACGAAUUAUUCGUAGGCCAGCAACCAAUCAAAACAGAGAUUGUAUUAGUAAUGCGUAAUAAUAAUAAUUUUUAUUAUAAUACUGUUUUAGGAGCAUCCUAGGGUAAAUCUUAUAAGUACACAAUAAAUAGAAUAUAGAAUAUUGUAUGCAAUUAUUUUUUUAAAGAGAGUACCAACUUAAUUUACAAUAAGUAGUUUUCAGAGGGAUGUAAUAAAUCGACAAGACAGAUCUUCGUUCUUACAGGCCAGCUUUGCAAGGGCGGUAGUUAAAUGGAGUUAACAAGACAGAGCCUAGUCCCAAUUGUUGCAUUAGUUAAUCAUCUUUUAUUUUGUUUUCAAAAAGUGUAUGGAAUCCUCAAUUUUGCGAUGGUCUGGUUGAACUCCUUGAAAAUUGGCUACCUCUCCUUCCAUCAUGGAUAUAUGAUAAUAUUCUUGAUCAAAUACUACUGCCCCGUUUGCAGG
Molecule: messenger RNA, 16995 nt
Organism: Paramuricea clavata
Lineage: Eukaryota; Metazoa; Cnidaria; Anthozoa; Malacalcyonacea; Plexauridae
Source: the annotation of a GenBank genome assembly